Menidia menidia (Atlantic silverside) is the source of this 372-nucleotide messenger RNA. Lineage: Eukaryota; Metazoa; Chordata; Actinopteri; Atheriniformes; Atherinopsidae. The record is from the annotation of a GenBank genome assembly.
AUGAAGCUGCUCACGCACAACAUGCUGACGUCUCACGUGAAGGGAGUUACCAAGGGAUACCCGCUGCUCAUUAAGGCCACCGAGGUCAAGGUGAAUGAGGUGGACUUCAACCCUCAGUUUGUCUGUCGGAUGAUCCCCAAACUGGAGUGGGGUCCCCUGGUCCAGGCGGCUGGGGAUCUGGGUCAUCGACAAGACCUGCCCGACGAGCUGAUGCCAGAUUAUGACAAAAACGAAGAGUUCCUGAAGAAGGUGCACCGCGUGCUGCUGGAGGUGGAGGUGAUCGAAGGAUGCCUGAAGUGUCCCGAAUCGGGACGCGAGUUCCCAAUUUCCAAAGGAAUCCCCAACAUGCUUCUGAACGAGGACGAGGUGUAG